This is a messenger RNA of Mya arenaria, 5268 nucleotides long. RefSeq names its product receptor-type tyrosine-protein phosphatase alpha-like. Gene Ontology annotation, molecular function: protein tyrosine phosphatase activity. The record is from RefSeq and is a predicted model, not a curated record. NCBI's taxonomy places the organism in Eukaryota, Metazoa, Mollusca, Bivalvia, Myida, Myidae. The transcript is spliced from 20 exons. Gene Ontology annotation, biological process: protein dephosphorylation. Bases 413 to 3844 code for a protein of 1143 amino acids.
UAAAGGAUGCAUUGAAGGAAAAUGCAAUAAUGAUGGCACAUGUGACUGUGUGGAAAAUUUUGAAGGACAUAAAUGUGACAAGUGCGUUCUAGGAAAAUACGGAGAACUUUGCAAUAACGAUUGUAAAAAUGAGUUUUGCGAAUGCACUAACGCAACCAAUUGUAUUUCCUGCAAGCCUGGCCAUUUUGACUUCUCUUCUCUUUGUUCGAAAGAGUGUUCCGUAGGCUGUAAGGACAAUUGUAACAAUGAAGGCCACUGUACAUGUCAUUUGCAAUUUUCCGGAAUAAAAUGUGAAAAUUGUAAACCUGGAUAUCACGGUGACAACUGCACCACGCCAUGUACAAAAGGUUGUAUCAAUGGAAAGUGCAAUAGAGAUGGGACUUGUGACUGUUUACCCAAUUUUACCGGACUAAUGUGCGAAACCUGUGUUGCAGGAGAGUAUGGAUUUCUUUGUGAUACACCUUGCGGACUAGGUUGUACAGACAAUAUCUGUAACAAAGACGAUGGCACAUGUACUUGUGAAGUCAACUACAAAGGUGCACUUUGUAAUAUUUGUAAUGACGGCUAUUUCGGUAUUCUUUGUAACUCAGUUUGCCCGGAUCGCUGUUUUAAUUGCUCUACAACUGCAAACUGCUACACGUGCAAAGAAGGUUAUUUUGGUUUAGACUGUUCACUCAGCUGCUCGGCUAAUUGCGUCGGGUCAAGUUGCGGAAAAAGUAACGGCCUUUGUUUAGAUGGUUGCCUAGAUGGAUUUACAGCUGACUCUUGCAAUGACUCUUGUGAUGGCUUUUGUAAAACAUGCUCUCAGACAAAUUCUACAUACUGCAAAUCAUGUUUCGAUGGAUUUAGCGGAUCUGAGUGUAAAUGUAUUCCAAACUGCCGAUGUGAAUUAAAUAGUGGAGUGUGUAAUGAGUGCACAAAUGGAUUUGAAAUGAAAAGCAAGGAUUGCAAAUGUAACAGAAGUUAUUGUUUAAAUAGCACGCAUUGUACAACGUGUCAAAAUAACACGUUUUAUUCUUAUAAUGGUACAUGCUGUGAGUGUAACACACAUUGUAAAAAUAAACAAUGUUCGUCAGAGGGCCACUGCUUAAAUGGCUGUGAGGACGGAUAUACCGGCGUAGAAUGUGCUGAUGUAUGUACAGAUUAUGAUGGCAACUGUACAAAAUGCAAUCAGACUGAACCUUUCUGUGUUCGAUGCCAACCCGGGUUCUCACCAAACACAGAUGGUGUAUGCACUUCAUGUUCUGGUUGUAUUGAUAAAGCAUGUGAUACUGAAAGUGGUGUUUGUAGCAUAGGGUGCAGACCAAAUUUUUGGACCAAUACUUGCGAAAAAGAGUGUAGCUCAAACUGCAGUGUGUGUGACCAAGUAUCUGGCAUAUGCAUCGAAUGCACAACAAAUACAGUCUAUGGGUUGUUUUGCAAUUUGACGUGUAGUCCAAACUGUAUAGAAUCCCAAUGCAACAGAACGACAGGUGAUUGUAAUAAUGGAUGCAUUAAAAAUAUGUAUGGCCAAAAAUGUGAGUAUAAAUGUCCAGAAUCAUGUGAAGUAAAGGGCGAGAAUUCCAAAUGCGACUUUGAAGGUCAAUGCCUAUAUAAUUGCAAAGCCGGUUACCAAGGACGAUCUUGUAAUAUUGUUGACACAAAGGCAAGUAAAGUUUCAACAGCCGCAGUUGCUGGAGGCGUGGUUGGAAGUCUGAUUCUUGCUAUGGCAAUUUUUUUACUCAUUGUCCAAACACUGCGGAGGGAAAAGAACAAACAACGAAACUCUUCCCAACAUGUUUAUGUUAAUGUUUCCGGCAAUAGCACUUCAGUUCUUAAAAAAAACGAUGAAACGGUGUCUCAUGGUCCCUUUGUCGAGAGUGUGAAUCCAAACUACAAAUAUUCCCCCAAAAUAGAAAUAAAGACACAAACACAAGAAAAGCAAUCAGGCGAAAAGAGAAAGCUACCAGGAAGACAACCUGCAAAGUCCGUGACAAGCGCAAUGCUUGAAAUAGAUGAAAAUGAUGCUUGUGGGCGUGAUUUCGUUAACAAAGCUGAAGAUAAUGACGGUGCAUAUUACAACGAUGCAAAUGACGUUAAUACAAACAAGGUGCCGGUUGAGUCUUUGGCGCGAAGUGUAUACGGAAAGACAGACAGAGAAUUCGAGGAAGAAUUCCAGAACUUUCCAAGCGGCCUCACGAAAUCGUACCAUGCCUCGCACCUAAAAGAAAACGUCUCCAAAAACAGAUACCGGGGAAUAUAUCCAUAUGACGAUUCAAGAGUGCGGAUCAAAGGAGGAGACUCGGAUUACAUCAAUGCCAGUUUUAUCGAUGGCUACAACAUGAAACGCGCGUACAUUGCUACACUGGGGCCAAUGUCGAAACAGCUUGGAGAUUUUGGUAUAUUCUGGCAAAUGGUUUGGCAACAAAAGGUUGAAACGAUUGCCAUGGUUACCAAUCUGAUUGAAGACGGGAAAGAUAAAUGUGAUCAGUACUGGCCCGACCCUGGUGUCAGUAAGACGUAUGGCGAUAUCACGGUGUCGUGCUACACGGAAAACAAAUAUACAGAAUUCACAAAGAGAGUGUUUUCAGUAUCUAAGGUCAAGCGGAAAAAAAGGAUGCUGCACCACCUACACUUCACUUGUUGGCCCGAUAGAGAUGUCCCCGAUGAUGUCACCGCUAUAAUUGAGUUCAGACAGGCGGUGUUGAACUCGCCACAACAGUUCAAUGGUCCACUGCUUGUUCAUUGCAGUGCCGGAGUGGGAAGAACAGGGACAUACAUUGCACUUGAUAUUUUGACCAAAGAAGGAGAGGCCGAAGGAGCUAUUGACAUUCCUGGAUGCGUCGUCAGCAUGCGGCAAAACAGGCCUAACAUGAUCCAGACACUGAUUCAGUACAAAUACCUUCACACAUCUCUGGUUCAUUCAUUGACUCUCAGCUGUAGUCCAAUCAAAGCAGAAGACUUCCAGCAAUACCUGAACCGUACGAGAGAUUCCGAAUUGGUGCACCUUUAUGAGAAAAUUAACUUGACUGUUGAAACAAUGUCAAAUGAGGAAAUGAUAGCAGUAGAAAGACACAAGACAGAGACUAAAGCGAAUAGACUCCAUGCAGACAUCCCAGGAGAUAAGAACAGGCCACGAUUAUAUCUCAACCUAAAGCCUGGCGAAUCUGAUUACAUCAAUGCUGUUUACAUCGACAGUUUCACUGCGAAGGACCGUUACCUUAUUUGCCAAACUCCCUUGAACGAAACUGUGUCGGAUUUCGUCACCCUUGUGAUGCAAGAACGAUGCUCAUGUGUCGUCAGCUUUGAAAGUGAAAUGGAAAAACAUAGGAACGUGGGAUUGUACUACCCAGCUGACAAUCAGGAACUUGUAAUUGGUGAUAUUACAGUCAGAAGUCACAAAGUUAAAGGCAAGGAUUGCUACCAGAAAAGAACGCUGACAAUUACACACGACACUGCGAACGGACAUUCAGAUGUGCGCACAUUACCACAUCUACAGUUUAAAGACUGGGAUAAAAAGCACAACGUUCCAAAAUCUACCCAGAAUUUCCUGGCCUUCAUUGAAGAUGUUGACGCGGCAGCGAAGGCGUCACGACAUGAUGGACCGAUACUCGUCCAUUGCUUAGACGGCGCAAUCAAGAGUGGUCUAUUCUGUGUGGUAUCACUCCUUCUACAAAGAAUUGCUGUGAACCAGGAAGUUAGCGUAGUGAAUGUUGUGAGAAAAGUAAGAACAAGGAGGAGGCUUGCUAUUCCGAACAAGGAACAGUUUCACUUCUGCCACGAGUGCGUACUUGGAUACAUCAACACGCGUGAGAGCACUACUUAUUAUAACACUUGUGGUGGACUUGUACGAGGUCAAAACUAGUAAAUGCGUUAUUAAGACCUCUCGAAGACAUCACCUAAAGGGCACGUGGGGUGCUUAUGUACUUGGGAAAACUUUAAACACUACUAGUAAAAUCAAUAGAUUCUACAACAGCUUAAGAAAUGUAUACAGCGAUAGUGACUGGUGCAACAACAUGUCUCUGUAUUAUUGUAUUUACGUAUGGUCUUUAUAUUUGAAAGCUACCAGUGCCAUAUGACAAAAGAUUUUGCACAUAAUAUAAAUACACGAAUCUCUACGUAUACCUUUCCUAGUGCGUGUAUAUUACGCGUAUAUACAUAAGUUGUAGUUGCAUUUGACAUACAAUUCGUUUGAGAACGCUUUUCAUUGUCGUUGAACAAUGUGAAAACAAUGAUACUUGGUUGAACGCGCUCUCAAAAAGAAGUAAAUAAGUAGUCCCCAAGACGAAAGAAAAUGUGCAAUUUUGGAUAUUCAAGUACAUGUAGCUGUUUGUCGCAUAAAUGAUAUGGUGAUCAUGUACAUGUAGAUUUUGUCACAUAUCUAAUAUUGUGAAAAAGCAUAAGUACAAUGUAGCUGUUUGUCACAUAUCUAAUGUUGUGGAAAAUGUAUUUGAAGAGUUUAAAUAGCUCUGGUUAGAAUUUGUUACAUGGUAAUGUAUUCGCGUCUGUGUACAUUUAGUACCCAAAUAACAUCUUUUUGACAUUGUAUAUAGCAUUUUAUUGUAUAAACCUUGCCUUAGAGUCUUUGAUUAUACAAUUUCACUGGUAGCAUUAAAUAUUGAUCGUAUCAAAUUAUACUAAUUUACUGUAUUAACUACCUAACAAAAACAUAUAUCGACAACUAUUUACGAUUUCAUAAUGUGAAGAAAAGUAAUAAUUAUAUACAUGUAUACUUCUAAUCGAUUCAAAUUUCUAACUUGAAUACUAUCCGAGUACAAAAAUUCAAACAUAUAUUGGUCAACUUCAUUUAAACAAUGUUAGUAAGCUUACGUAAACAUUUGAUAUAUUUGUUCGUUCCAUUAACCGGUUACAUCAGUUAUCAUGCAAUAAAAAUGGUUGAGUAUAUUAUUUUAAUAGCUCUUUAUUUUUUGAAGAUUUUAUACAUAUGUCUACCUUCUUAUAUAGGUUAUUGAAGAAGUGUAAACACUUUUAUAACUACUCUGAUGUAUUUGUAAUAAGCAAACACUGAAACAAUACACAAAUAAACGGCGUUUACGUUAUAUCGUUUAUUCUCUCUGCACCAUAAGUCAUGUCAUGUAAGAAUUAGCAUAUCAUUUUUUUUUCUUAUUUAUUCAAUCAGUUGUAUACUGUACUAUUUAACUGUGACCUCUGCUAUGGAAGAAUGUCAUGUUAUAUUGAAUGUUAAAACUGUUGGUAAAGGUUUAUUUAAAUGUUAUCUAUUUAAGUGUAUAUAUUUUACCUUUUUAUGUUUGUUAAGAAUAAAUGAAU